AUCUGCUGUGAGUGUGAGCUGAGAAAGAAUUCCGGCUUUCUGAUACCUGCAGUUCCAUCAGGGAGUUCACUCCGGCUGAUUUCGUGUCCCACACCAGUCCCAGUGGCUCCUCCCUACCAUGGCCCUCCUGGCUCGCACCCUGGCACUGCUGGCAAUGACCGUGGCCACUGUGGCCAUCAAGGUGGUGCCCCUGGACAUGGCCCGGGAUUCCUUUGAUGACCAGUACCGGGGCUGCGGCCCUGCCAUGACGGCAGCGUUGCCAGCCCUCAGCCACACUGAGUUCCAGAAGAAUCCUCUCUUCACCCAGACCUGGGUGAAGGCCGAGGCUGAGUGGCGCAAGCGGGGCUCCCCUGUGUCCCCUCUGGCGUCCCCAGCCCAGGCCGUCGCCCUCAUGGCCUACACAACUAAGGACAUUUACAAGGACUUCAACGCGGCCGUGCGUGCAGCUGGGCGUUCCCGCCAGGAAUACCGGAACAACUUCCACUUCAAAACGCUGCAUUUCCUGCUGACCAAGGCCCUGGUGACACUGAGGCAGUCUCAGAACGGGCAGUGUCGCCGCGUGUUCCGGGGUGUGCAUGAUGUCCGGUUCCAGGCACGGCGUGGCCAGAGGGUCCGGUUUGGUCAAUUCACAUCAACAUCGCUGAGCAAAGAGGUUGCCCAGAAAUACGGGACGGACACCCUGUUCGAGGUUCGCACGUGCCAUGGUGUGGACAUCCAGGCUUUUUCCUUCUAUCUGAGCAACCGAGAGGUGCUGAUCCCUCCAUACGAGACCUUUGAGGUCACCAAAGUCACCCGGAAUGGGAAGAGGGCAUGGAUCAGUCUCCGCUCCACUGGGACCUUCAGCAAACACAACUGCGCGUGGCUGUGAGGUGACAGCACAGGGG
Messenger RNA from Motacilla alba alba, 884 nucleotides. RefSeq names its product NAD(P)(+)--arginine ADP-ribosyltransferase 2-like. Lineage: Eukaryota; Metazoa; Chordata; Aves; Passeriformes; Motacillidae. Gene Ontology annotation, molecular function: NAD+ poly-ADP-ribosyltransferase activity; NAD+-protein-arginine ADP-ribosyltransferase activity. The transcript is spliced from 2 exons. The record is from RefSeq and is a predicted model, not a curated record. Bases 119 to 868 code for a protein of 249 amino acids.